Molecule: messenger RNA, 114 nt
Organism: Peronospora matthiolae
Lineage: Eukaryota; Oomycota; Peronosporomycetes; Peronosporales; Peronosporaceae
Source: the annotation of a GenBank genome assembly
AUGAGUGUGCUCAUGGGCGAACCCGCCAUCGGUGGUAUGUUCGAGUCUCUAAGCAGAGACCAGCAACAUGCUGCUAUCAACAAGUUCCUACAAGGGGAACUGGCCGCCGAAUGA